This is a messenger RNA of Cebus imitator (Panamanian white-faced capuchin), 2476 nucleotides long. RefSeq names its product Rho related BTB domain containing 1 (gene RHOBTB1). Gene Ontology annotation, cellular component: cytoplasm. The coding region runs from base 371 to 2461 and encodes 696 amino acids. The transcript is spliced from 11 exons. Gene Ontology annotation, biological process: small GTPase-mediated signal transduction; regulation of proteolysis; proteasome-mediated ubiquitin-dependent protein catabolic process. The record is from RefSeq and is a predicted model, not a curated record. NCBI's taxonomy places the organism in Eukaryota, Metazoa, Chordata, Mammalia, Primates, Cebidae. Gene Ontology annotation, molecular function: GTP binding; ubiquitin protein ligase binding; GTPase activity.
GUUCCGCCCGGCUGCCCCGCCUGGGAGUGGGGUGGGGGCAGGCGAAGGGGAGGGCUGCGGGUGGAAAGGGGCGAGCCCCUCUGGCCCCGGACUGGGAAGAGCGGCCGCGGCGCCGGGCGAGGCGGCAGGGCGAGGCAGUGCCAUGCUGCCUUUGUGCAAAGUUGGGCGGCGGGCGGCGCGCCCCGCGCAGGGGCCCCGCACACCCGCGACCGCGCGCAGCCGUGGCUGCUGCUGAGUGGCCGGGGCCCCCCUUCCCGCUCCCCCCGGCCCUUGAAGGCGGAGAGAGCUCGCGUCUCGCUCGGCUUCAGGGUAAGUCCAGCAGUGAGCAGAGUGUUCAGUUCUUCACUUCCAGCAAGCCAGAGUUUUAUAAAUGGACGCUGACAUGGACUACGAAAGACCCAACGUUGAAACCAUCAAGUGUGUGGUCGUGGGUGACAACGCCGUGGGGAAGACACGCUUGAUCUGUGCCAGAGCGUGCAACACCACACUCACUCAGUAUCAGCUGCUGGCCACCCACGUGCCAACUGUGUGGGCGAUUGACCAGUACCGCGUGUGCCAGGAGGUCUUGGAGCGUUCUCGGGAUGUUGUUGAUGAAGUGAGUGUUUCUCUCAGGCUUUGGGAUACUUUUGGCGAUCAUCACAAAGACAGACGCUUUGCAUAUGGCAGGUCCGAUGUUGUGGUCCUCUGUUUUUCGAUUGCUAAUCCCAAUUCCCUAAAUCAUGUGAAAACCAUGUGGUAUCCAGAAAUCAAGCACUUUUGCCCUCGCACACCCGUUGUCCUCGUUGGGUGCCAGCUCGAUCUCCGCUAUGCUGACCUGGAAGCUGUUAAUCGAGCUAGGCGCCCGUUAGCAAGGCCCAUAAAGAGAGGGGAUAUUUUGCCCCCAGAAAAAGGCCGAGAGGUAGCAAAGGAACUUGGCAUACCAUACUAUGAAACAAGCGUGUUUGACCAGUUUGGGAUCAAGGAUGUGUUUGACAAUGCAAUCCGAGCAGCGCUGAUUUCCCGCAGGCACCUGCAGUUCUGGAAAUCCCACUUAAAGAAAGUCCAGAAACCUUUACUUCAGGCACCCUUCCUACCUCCAAAAGCCCCUCCACCAGUCAUCAAAAUUCCAGAGUGUCCUUCCACGGGGACAAAUGAAGCUGCCUGUUUACUGGACAAUCCUCUGUGUGCCGAUGUUCUGUUCAUCCUUCAGGACCAGGAGCACAUCUUUGCACAUCGAAUUUACCUUGCUACCUCUUCUUCCAAAUUUUAUGAUCUGUUUUUAAUGGAAUGUGAAGAAUCCCCGGGUUCAAGUGAAGGAGAUUGUGAGAAAGAGAAGCAGAGCAGAGAUUUCCAGGGGCAGAUUUUGAGUGUUGACCCAGAGGAGGAAAGGGAGGAAGGCCCGCCUAGGACACCUCAGACAGAGCAGUGGAAGUCUUCAAACAAGAGCCUGGUGGAGGCUCUGGGGCUGGAAGCUGAGGAUGCAGCUUCCGAGACGCAGACUUUGGCUGGCUGGAGUAAGGGGUUUGUUGGCAUGCACAGGGAAAUGCAAGUCAACCCCAUUUCAAAGCGGGUGGGCCCCGUGACUGUGGUCAGGAUGGACUCUUCAGUCCAGCCAGGCCCUUUUCGGACCCUGCUCCAGUUUCUUUAUACAGGACAACUGGAUGAAAAGGAAAAGGACUUGAUGGGCCUGGCUCAGAUUGCAGAGGUCCUAGAGAUGUUUGAUUUGAGGAUGAUGGUGGAAAACAUCAUGAACAAGGAAGCCUUCAUGAACCAGGAGAUUACAAAAGCCUUUCACGUCAGAAAAGCCAACCGAAUAAAAGAGUGUCUCAGCAAGGGGACGUUCUCAGAUGUGAUAUUUAAAUUGGACGAUGGAGCCAUCAGUGCCCACAAGCCGCUGCUGAUCUGUAGCUGUGAGUGGAUGGCAGCCAUGUUCGGGGGGUCAUUUGUGGAAAGUGCCAACAGUGAGGUGUAUCUCCCGCACAUAAACAAGAUAUCAAUGCAAGCAGUAUUGGAUUAUCUCUAUACCAAGCAGUUGUCUCCUAACUUGGACCUGGACCCGCUGGAAUUAAUUGCCUUGGCAAACAGAUUUUGCCUGCCACACUUGGUUGCACUUGCAGAACAGCAUGCUGUUCAGGAGCUGACCAAGGCCGCAAUGAGUGGCGUGGGCAUUGACGGAGAAGUGCUCUCUUACUUGGAACUGGCCCAGUUUCACAAUGCCCACCAGUUGGCCGCCUGGUGUUUGCACCACAUCUGCACCAACUACAACAGUGUUUGCUCCAAGUUCCGCAAGGAAAUCAAAUCAAAAUCUGCAGACAACCAGGAAUACUUCGAGCGGCACCGCUGGCCACCUGUGUGGUACCUGAAGGAAGAAGAUCACUAUCAGCGUGUGAAAAGGGAACGAGAGAAGGAAGAUAUUGCACUAAACAAGCAUCACUCAAGACGAAAGUGGUGCUUCUGGAAUUCAUCUCCAGCAGUGGCCUGAAAAGGAAGAGAGAGA